CCGCAGGCCAGGCCUCCCAUUAAGUGUGACUGUACUGAAUUUUGUGUAAACUUUCUUUUUUCAUCCUAACCCGAGAAUAAAAAAAAAAAAAACGUUUUACACAAAAACUAUGGAAAUUCUCUAAUUUUUUAAUCCGAUGUUAAGGAGUAAUAUGAGGCAAUUUAGUUUUAAGAUUAGGGCCUAGUUCCAACACCCUCAAAUUUAGUUUUCGAAAAUUCGAUAAUUUUUUUUUUAUCGAUUUUAUUAUUGCAUUGGAUUGUGCUUUAAAAAUAAAAACUAAUUUGCAAAUUAACUUACGGUGAGAAAUUGUUAUUUACGAUGGUUUAAUAAAAAUUCAAGUAUUAAGGUUGUCUCUUCAGCUAUACAACUGAACAUCACCAUCGCCAACCACAUUCGAAAUGAAAAUUGCUAAUCAAUUAAGUUUUAUCAUUGUGUAGCGAUUAGGUUUUUAAAUUUCUGUUGAGUAACAAUAUUGCGUGGUUGUAUUUUUUUAAUCAAAUAGUGCAGAAAAUGUUUAAUUUAAAUCCAACGAGUGUUCUGUGAAUUUCAUAAGUUAAUACAAUGAAUGUAGGGCGGUUUUUUAGGUUAUGUUGCACCGUAAAACCUCACCUUUAUAAAUCACAUAAGUUUUAUACGAAUCGAAAUAUUUUAAAAUUACAUGAAAGAGGAAUAUUCGAGGACUUAUUUCCAGAUAGCAGUGCAGGUGAAAUAGGCGACCUUCUUAAAAAGUCACCACAAUGCGUGUACGCUGGUUUCGAUCCCACUGCAGACAGUUUGCACGUAGGGAACUUGUUGGUCCUGAUGAACCUUCUACAUUGGCAGAGAGCAGGUCACCAAGUUAUAGCACUGGUCGGUGGAGCCACAGGGCUAAUAGGUGAUCCAAGCCACCGAAAAUCGGAACGUCUCGAAAUGGAGGCAUUUUUAGUGGAAGAAAACCUCAAUUUAAUUAAAAAGAACAUCGAAAGUAUAUUCGAAAAUCAUGAAAAAUUCUUUUGGCAGGAUCCAAGCUCUAAGUUAAAACCAAUAAUAAUAGUCAAUAACAUAGAUUGGUAUAAUGAUGUAAACGUUAUUGAAUUUGUUCGUCGCGUUGGAAAGCAUUUUAGACUCGGCACAAUGUUGGGCAGAACUUCCGUUCAGUCGCGCUUGAAGUCGGAUUCCGGUAUGAGCUUUACAGAAUUUGCUUAUCAGAUUUUUCAAGCUUUUGAUUGGCUCCAUUUACUCAAGACAUACGAUUGUCGUUUUCAAAUUGGUGGAAGCGAUCAAAUGGGAAACAUUGUUGCUGGGCACGAUUUAAUUAGCAGAACUACCAAAAAGAGUGUGUAUGGAUUAACGUUACCACUUAUAACUGCAGAAGGUGGCAAGAAAUUUGGAAAAUCUACAGGAAAUGCAGUUUGGUUGUCUCCAACCAGAAGCUCUAACUUCCAACUGUACCAGUUUUUUAUCAGGACUGCAGAUGCCGAUGUUGAAAACUUCCUCAAUUUAUUCACCUUUUUAUCGACACCUGAGAUUAAUGAAAUUGUAGAGAGACAUAAAAAAAACCCUGCUAAACGCGAAGCUCAGAAAAUACUGGCUGAAGAAGUAACUGUGCUUGUGCACGGAGAUGAGGGAUUAAAAGCUGCAAGACGCACUUCUGCACUACUCUACGAGAAUUCUAUAGAAACACUAGCAGAAAUGAGUCCUCAAGAUGUGUUUCAAGUAUUCGAAGCAGCAACUGUGACCGAGAUUAUCAGUGAACCAGGAUUAACUGUCUAUGAAUUAGCAAUGAAAGCUAAUUGUUUCAAAACUGAAAAGGAUGCUCUAAGAAUCAUUCCAGCUGGCGGAUUUCAAAUUAACCACCAAAAAAUAACAAAUAUAAACGAGGUGAUCACUCCAGGAAUCCAUAUACUUUCGAACAAAUUAACUCUUCUUAGAGUCGGUAAGAGGAGUUACCACAUUGUUAAGUGGAUGUUAUGAAUUAUUAUUAGUUAUAGAGAAAUAAAUGAUCUAUUAAAGUAAGAAAGACUA
Messenger RNA from Belonocnema kinseyi, 2004 nucleotides. It is a transcript of the gene TyrRS-m, whose product is annotated as tyrosine--tRNA ligase, mitochondrial. The coding region runs from base 562 to 1953 and encodes 463 amino acids. Lineage: Eukaryota; Metazoa; Arthropoda; Insecta; Hymenoptera; Cynipidae. The transcript is spliced from 3 exons. The record is from RefSeq and is a predicted model, not a curated record. Gene Ontology annotation, molecular function: tyrosine-tRNA ligase activity; RNA binding; ATP binding. Gene Ontology annotation, cellular component: mitochondrion; cytosol. Gene Ontology annotation, biological process: tyrosyl-tRNA aminoacylation.